UGGAACACACAAACCCUCCACCAUGAUAAGGUGACAGCUCAAGGUGCUUUGUUUUCAAAUAUCCUUUGCUCUUUGUUUUUAAAUGUUUUUAGUCAUGUAAAGCACAUUGAGUUAAUUGUGUGUAAAAUUCACUAUAUAAAUAAAUUUGACUUGUCUUGCCUCACAACAUGGUUGCAGUAUCUUGUACUUCUUUUGCUGUGGCAUGCUCAUAUACAAGUAAAGUACUUUCCUUGUUGCACAUUGUUUUACACUGAACAAUAGUAUUUACAAUACAAUUAAAAUAUUGUAUUUAUUUUAGUCAGAUUGUAAUCAUGGGGGAAUCUCACAUAUGAGGUAGCAUUAGCCAAAAACCUGCCAAAUAUUUAUUUUAGACUACAGUAUAUUGUUAAAAUCAGAUUCUUGACAGAUUCCCAAUUUCAACAAAAAAGCUUUCUAAAUGUGCUCAAACGUCAGAAAAACUGAUUGGACUUUCAACGAUCAGAGAGCACCUUGACCUUACGUGCAUGUGAUUAUUUUGAAAAGAAUGAAUGAAUCAUCAUUGUUAUUAUCAUCAUUACCUUUAUUCGAUCAUUGGCCAGGAUAAAUCACAGAGUUCUACGACUUCUACUUUUUUACUGAAAUUUAAGUUACCAAAUAUGGUCACUUGCUCUAUAAAAGACCUGCUUCAUGAAGACAUCAUGAGAGGAUUGAAUGAUGGCCUAAUGACAAUGACAGCAUACUGUUUUACAAUUACACUUGACAUUACUUUCAAAGUUUUCUAAGUGGUCAUUCAAUUUUUUUACAUAUUUUAUUGCUUACGAUAUGUUCUUGCAUGGUAGGUAAUUGUUGUUAUUAUUAUUAUAUCACCAAAGCUUAAAUUAAUGAAGUCUUUGUAAAACAGACACAUAUCAAACAUGAUGUUGCUAUAAUUGUUUGAUCUGGCAAAAUUGUCCAUCCAUCCAUCCAUUCACAUUCACACCUACGGAGAGGUUUGAGUAUUCAAUUAACCUAGUAUGCAAGCUUUUGGAAUGUGGGCAGAAACCAGAGUUCCUGGAGAAAACUCACAAUGGCAUGUUGAGAACAUACAAACUCCACACAGAGAUGUUUCAAAGGAGAUUUGAAGCAGACUUGCUGACCACUACCUCACUGUGCUGCCUUGGUAAGAUAUGAAGAUAUAUAAUAUGACAGUUACUGUUUACAGUUACAGUUACUUACGCAGAGUAAAUGAGUGCAUCAGAACGAGAAUAUACUGUACAGUACUUGGAGGAACACACAAAUUAACUUUUUUUUCAAGCAGCAACAUUAAUACAUGGAGCACAGACAUCAAUUCAACAUUAGCAGUAUUUUUAAGGGUAAUUAAGUGGGUUAGUACAACCUAGACAUUGUGUGUGAGGUGAUGCUGACAGCAGGCAACAAUGUGGAAAAAGUCAUUAUAACCAGGCUAUUAAGCAAAGGCCUUUGGGGCAUUUGAGCUGUACUGGUGAACUCAUCAAGGCAGAACAAGAAAAGAAACAGUUUUAUACAAUUAAAUGUACCCAAAAGGCUUUUAGAUAAUCAUCUGCUGCAUCCAAACUAGAUUAAAGGACAAAAUAAUAAUUAAAAAAAAGCUUAUAACACAUUUUUAAAAUUGAAAACAUCUUCCAUUUUCACCACCUUUCACAUGUUUCACUGAUAAAGAAAUUAAACACUGUGUUUUUCUUUUUUUUAACCUUUCAUCAGGAACAGGAAGCAUGUGUAUUGUCUUGAAUGAGUGUGGAUUUGACAUGAAUUUAAGUUGUGUUCAGGGGUGUAUUGGCCACCUAAUGAAAGAAAAGGAAAAAUAAGUAAUAGAGGUACAAAAAAAGUUGGAUUCAGGUGUAUCUGUGGUAAAAUCCUGAACCAAACUUUCUGUAAAGACUAUUUAAUGUGGUAAAUAAAUUUAUCCAGGGUGUAAUAUCCAUCCAUCCAUCCAUCCAUUAUCUGAGCCGCUUAUCCUCACUCGGGUCGCGGGAGCGCUGGAGCCUAUCCCAGCUAUCAUCGGGCAGGACGCGGGGUACACCCUGAACUGGUUGCCAGCCAACCGCAGGGCACAUAUAAACAAAACAACCAUUCACACUCACAUUCACACCUACGGGCAAUGUAGAGUCUUCAAUUAAUCUACCAUGCAUGUUUUUGGGAUGUGGGAGGAAACUGGAGUGCCCUGAGAAAACCCACACAGGCACGGGGAGAACAUGCAAACUCCACACAGGCGGGGCUGGGGAUUGAACCCCGGUCCUCAGAACUGUGAGGCAGACGCUCUAACCAGUCCCCCAGGGGGUAAUAAAUAUCUCAAUUUUCAUUUCCUAAAAUUACUACGUCUUAAGAAACAGAUUAUAGCCGUACUGUAUUUGUAAAAAAAACUUUGUGUGCAAUCUCUACAUUUUCCUAUUCUCUCACUCUUGGCAUUAGAGGCACCAUUUUUAUCCCCUAAGGAUCCCUUGUAAUAAGUCUUAUCGUCUAUGUCAAAUACAUACUCUAAGCAGAUGUAUACAGAAUGUGAACAUUUACAUUCACUUGGCAAACAAUGAAUGACAAUUGAGUGUUGAGGCACCAUAUACAAGUCCUCAUUAAAUAUAAAGUGCGAACAUGGUAUUGUAAUUUAUUUAUAUGGCGAUGCUCUCAGAUUUGGGAAUGAAUCUCUUAAGCCCUGUCUGCACAAGGACAUCCAUUUUCCCUUGAGAGAAAGACUUAUAAUUUAGAGGGACUGCCUUGUUUUUUCUGUCACUGAAUUUCUGCAUCAAACACAUUGGCCUUGAAUGAGAUAAAGAACGUGCUAUGUAAUUAGCCAUUGCACAACUGGAUAUUUCAUAGACCUAAAUCUUGAAAACGUCCAUUCAUUUCAUUUUUAGGGUUUUCUUUUUUAAGAAGAACAUGCAGCUGAUUUCCUUCAAUACUGAUAUCUUAUUGAGUUUGUCAUACGAGAUGAUCAAGCUCAGUCAAUAAGAAGAACAAAAGUCAUCUCAAGGCACUACAUAUCACUGGAGAAUCUUUGCAUCUCCAAAACCAUCACUUCUCAGCAAAACAAAAAUUGGAUGUUUGUUGAGCCAUUAACAUUGCAUUGUCAAAGAGAGCAAACCAAUUUCAACACUUUAGAGUGGUGAAUAAUUUGUAAAAAUGACAGACACGUGGGGACUGACCAAUGUUAUGAACCUGUGAAAAAAUAGGUAAUUGACCAAAUUUGGACAUAGGAGUUUUCCGCCCGAAAGUGAUGAUACUGGUAUGCAGCACGUCUCGAAGCAAACUCCUCACACAUGAACACAUAUUAAACAUGAACCCAAAAUGGACCCCACUUGAGCAAGCACUGUACCAGUCAACACAGCUUUUGCUGACCUAAAUUUGUUUCCUAAUAAUUAGUAGGAUUUCUUUGUUUCUUUAUAUGAGAAAAUAAACCCGUGUUUAAGUUUUUCCUGCCUAAAAGCUUACCUCGCACUUGGGUCCACCAUACCUUGAUACUACAGCUACGGUGACAAGUAUAUUAUAAUUUAUAUUAGUCAUUACCCCCCACCCCCUUCUUUUAUAUUUCUGCACACACACAAUUUCAUUGUCUUUUAUUAGUAUGAUUACCUACCUCCCCCUCCUGUCCCUCCGUGCGCUGCUCUUCUCCUUUUUUCUUGGCAGCUUCUCCUCGUGCUCAUCUCCAUCCAAUCUCUCCUGCGGGCUGCAACUCCAGCAUCUCAUCAGCAUCAAUGUCUCAGGCAUUUGGGCAGAUAUUCUGCUGCCCCAAACCCAUUUGGAUGUAUUGAAGGGUCAGAUGGUGGUUCUGAAGGCUUCAUACAACACAGUCCCUGGUAGCGACCUGAGCACAAACACCAUCCUCUGGAACCUUGUUUCCAACAACACUCAGCUGAUCAUUUCUUACACCAAGGGCUCCAUCAGCGUGGGGAGUUCCCAGUUUAAGGGCCGAGUUGGGUUCACCUCUAGCAUGCCCUCUAGUGAUGUGUCUCUGUUCGUCAACAACACCCAGGAGUCAGAUUCAGGACGUUACCUCUGCCAAGUCAUCAUCCCAGAUAACCCUGGCCUCACUGCUCAGCUCAGCCUGGAUGUCAAAGUGCCUCCUGCUGUCCCAAAGUGCACUUUAUCAGGGAAACCAGUGCUGAAAGGAAAUGUGACACUGAGCUGCAAGUCUGACAGCGGGAAGCCAAUUCCAUUGUAUAAGUGGACGAAAACCAGUCCCCUCUCUGAGGUCUUCUUCUCACCCAUGCUCAAUGAGAAGACAGGCAAUCUGAAGCUGAGUAACCUGAGCAGUAACAUGUCAGGGAAGUACGUGUGCACUGCCAGCAACACAGCCGGAAUCGAAAGCUGCUUCAUCAACCUAGAGAUAUCCUCCUCCAAUAAGGUUGGGGUGAUUGUCGGCGCCACUGUGGGCACAGUGGUUGGCUUCCUCUGCCUUUUACUCAUUUGUGUGUUUUUCCUGAUGAAGAGACAACGGGAGAACGAAGAGGACAUGGCAAAUGAAAUCAAAGAGGAUGCUCAGGCUCCCAAACGUGUGUCCUGGGCUAAAAGCGGAAUGGGUUCAGAUAUCAUCUCCAAGAAUGGUACCUUGUCCUCCAUCGCCUCCAGCCCACAACACAGAGAGCCCUCACACCAAGAAAACAGCCACCACCCUUUGCAGCACUACCCCCAGCGCCCUCCCUCCGACACAGCCUCCAUCAUCACAGCCACCGGCAGCACAGCCGGCUACCGUCCGUCGCGCCAUCAAGGAGCCUCCACCCCGACCCACUAUAGCUACAACAACAACACCACCCUACCACGUGACCAGCCUGUCUCUUUGGAGGCCAACACCAAUGGCGGCUCCCAACCCAGACCAGAGCGUUACACCCAGCUUCCACAAGCCCAGAUGCUCCAGCAGACCUAUAGCCAUCCUCAGCUACAGCUUCAGCCCACUCCACCCCCUCCGCCAUUUGCCUCCUCCACACUCACAGGCUCCAACAUCACCCGCAUGGGCGGGGUGCCCAUUAUGGUGCCUGCGCAGAACCAGGCUGGAUCACUUGUCUAACAACAGCCAUUACUUGCAACACUAUGCUGGUAACUGUGGAAUAAUGUCCCUUUACUUUCCUGGAAGGGUUCAUCUGAAGUUCUUUUUAAUGGAGCACCUGGUUAUUAUUAUUGAGCAAAGAAUUCAAGUAGUUAAAAUUUUCAAGAUUUUAGGACUCACUCCUUGUUUAAGGUAUAUAUAUAUAUUUUUUUAUAUUCUUUAUGCACUCUAUGGCUACAUUGCAAAUGUUUCAAUUCUUCAUUGUUCAAUCUUUUGUACCUUACAAUUGUUACGUUUUUUUUUAUUAUUGUCAUUCGAUUUCAACAGCUUUGAUUUGUUACACUUUCUUUCAUUAUCUUUUUUUUGCCUUUUGUUUAUAAAUAUAUUACACUCUUAGACAAUUAUCUUAAUACAUUCAUUUAGCUACAUAAGCAGUGCACUAUUUGGAAUUGAUUGAUCGUAACUUGACACAAGCACGCGUUCAUGUUUAAUUAGCAUUUUGGCUUCAGAGGCUCCAGCUCCAAUCGUGAAGUGUACUUUACUUUUAAAGCACGUUCGUGAAUACAAAUCAACCGUGGUAGAGGUGCAUUUCUUAACUGAAAAAGUGAUGGUCAGAAACUAAAGAAGCCAAUUCAUUAAAUGGAAAAACUAACACAAAUAAAUCUUGCAGGCAUUAAAACAUGUCUGACUAGUUAACAUGCAGCAAAGUUGAACAAUUAUAUUACCCUUAACAUAAUUUCAGUUAUUUUAAGUUCAAAAAUAUAACAUAAUGUAUUAAGUUGCAUUGAUUCAGUUUCAAGCAGCACAAGAUAUGUAAAUAUGGUAUUUAUUUAUUUUUUUAUUAUUAUUACAAUGCGCAAAGCAAUAGUAUGUGGGUAUAACCUCAGAUUAUGUGUUAAAUUAUUUCUGCCUUGAACACUGGAUACUGAACCAAAGAAAAACAGUAUGCAUACUUUACAUUCUUAACAUACUUCAUUUUAAUUUCCUGUUCAGUUUGGUAUAAAAUAAUUGAAAUAAGUAAUUCUCAUCUAGUAAACAAAAAUGUAUGAAAGAUGUACAGUAUUAUGUAAAAUGAUCUGGAAUGCUGUAUUGUCAUUACACUGGAGCAAAUAGUCAUGUUCUGAUACUGUAUUCUAUUUUUUUUGUGGCUUGGAGAUAAAGAAAAACAGUUGUUUUUUUUAAAGGAUAACAAAAAUGGGCAUUGAACUGACCCCUUCUGAAAGUGAAAACAUCAUGUUAGUUGUAUCUCAAAGCUGUGGUGUUAUGCAAAAAUGAAAGAAAGAAAAAAAAGAUUCAUCAUUGCUUUAUCACGUUCGAUGAGAAUAACUCAUUUGAUUAUAAAUACAGCUACAAUUCACCAAGGUCAGUAUUUGAAAUUCUAAUUUGUGCAUUAUGAACAAUAGAAUUUAAAAUAUCUCCAAAGUCUUUACUUUUAAAAAAUACAGUAUAAAGUGCACCACAUAUGAAUAUUCAAUGUUUUUUUGUUUGUUAGUUUGAAUUGAAGUGCUAUCCAAUAAGAUGGACGAUACUAAAUACUGUGGACAAACUGGUGGCCAAAUGUGCUUAUUUCUACUGGUGGUUUCAGUUUCAGACAUAGAUGUGCACUUGUAUCUUCUAUAACCAUGUUAAUAAAAAUGCUUUGUAUGAUAUUUUCAAUUAAAAAUUAUACGAGAA
Molecule: messenger RNA, 6646 nt
Organism: Phyllopteryx taeniolatus (common seadragon)
Lineage: Eukaryota; Metazoa; Chordata; Actinopteri; Syngnathiformes; Syngnathidae
Gene: esama
Product: endothelial cell adhesion molecule a
Exons: 7
Coding region: 3554-4993 (479 amino acids)
Biological process (GO): homophilic cell-cell adhesion
Cellular component (GO): plasma membrane; adherens junction
Molecular function (GO): cell-cell adhesion mediator activity
Source: RefSeq, a predicted model, not a curated record